Molecule: messenger RNA, 1660 nt
Organism: Nerophis ophidion (straightnose pipefish)
Lineage: Eukaryota; Metazoa; Chordata; Actinopteri; Syngnathiformes; Syngnathidae
Gene: hcar2
Product: hydroxycarboxylic acid receptor 2-
Exons: 3
Coding region: 722-1609 (295 amino acids)
Biological process (GO): phospholipase C-activating G protein-coupled receptor signaling pathway; positive regulation of Rho protein signal transduction
Cellular component (GO): membrane
Molecular function (GO): G protein-coupled receptor activity
Source: RefSeq, a predicted model, not a curated record
GCUUGAUAACAAAAAUCAUGAAAGUAUUAACUUUGUUUUUAUUUAUGUUUUUAGAUGGCUUGGAGUGGUACGUCCUUUCAUGUCAAUGUCCAAUAAGACCAGACUUGUUGCUUAUUUUGUUAAUAGACAAACUAUAGGGGUCUGAAUUCUCUCUAAAUAUAGCAACCAAGUUGCUAAGUUGGCAACAGCGAUCCCACGUCUUUAUUCUCUGGCAGUCCAGGUGCGUGUGAGCGUUAAGAGGUGAGUGAGUUACGAUCCCAUCUGCUAUAUUGAUUUGUGACGAUCAGCUCUAUUCAGACAGUCCCAUUAUAAUGUGUUGAUGAGCAAGGGCGUAACAGCUACCGCGGAAUCUAAAGGUGUGGGUCCAAAAAUAUGCAUGGCUGGCCGCCACAAACAAACUAAUUUAUGAGAAUUUAUGCUCUACCUUUCCACAGGGAGGACCUGACAACAAGCCGAACAAGUACAGAAGACAGCCGCGCACAAAAAGGGCGCGCACAGGGCCCAAAAAGACAAGAUGGUGGUGAUUGCCAGCGUCCCGACAAUCUGAUUGGAUGAUGGAUGGAGCAGCAGAUCCCUGAAGUGCUGAAGUGUUGGUACAUCUUCCGCAAGGAGGCAGUAAAUCAGGAUGUCUGCGCACUGAGAUGAACAUACGGAGGAAUUGCAAAGUUUAGUUGCAUUUUUGGUUCAUUCAUUCAGAAGUUCCUCCAGCGACCUCGCCGUCAUGGGACCCGUCUUCCUCAACCUGUCGGCGCUUUUCAUCUUGCAGCGCCCUGUCAACGACACGCCGUCCGAGAAGACGGUGUACGAGGGCUGCAGGGACAUGCCGGCCGUCCUCAUCUGGUACCUGGGCCUGCAGUUCAUCAACAUGUUCCUGGGCAUACCGGCCAACAUCAUGGUGCUGUGGCUCAUCCACAAGAACAAGGGCGACUCCUCCACGUCGGACAUCUUCAUCAUGCACCUGGCCGUGCUGGACGUCCUCUUCUGCCUCAUCCCUCCCUUGGAGCUGGCCAACAUCAUCUUCCUCACCACCAGCAGCACCUGGUACGUCCUGCGCUUCUUCUACGGCAUGAAGGACUCCUCGCCGCUCUUCCUCUCCUGCAUCUGCCUGGACCGCUACGUGGCCGUGGCGCACCCCAUCACUUUCACCCGGCUGAAGGACCGCCAGCACCGGGCGGCCCUCGCCAUGCUGGUGUGGCUGGUCACCCUGGCGUACGCCGCCGCCAAGUGCGUGGGCAACAUUGUCAACUUCGAGAAGGUCUUCACGGCCAUGAUCCUCGCCGCCUUCGCCCUCAUGGUGUUCUGUAACAUCGCCAUCCUGUGGAUGCUGCAGCAGUCCGGGCCCGGCCGAGACGAGAUGCACCCGGUGAAGAAGAGGGCCUUCAAGAUGGUGCUCAUCAUCUUAGCCAUCAUCGUGUUCAACUACUUCCCGCCCGUGGCGCUCUUCCCCUUCCAGCACUACUUCUCGCCCGACGUUUUCCGCUGCUACAUCCACUACGUGGCUUUCGGGCUGAUGGACUUCAGCAGCAGCAUCCAGCCCAUGCUCUACCUGUCCAAGGAGAAGGUGUCCUGUCCCGGAUGUUGCCAGGACAACUCCACACGCCUUCAGUAGCUUGUCCGAUGUGAAGUGAAGUGAAGUGGGCAAAAAAAGUAUUUAGUCAGC